AUGGGAGUGAUUAGUAAAAUUGUGGAAAAGAUGAUAGAGCCCAUCAUAGGCCGCUUGUACGCAUCCAUCGGCCGUCAAUUUGGUUAUUUGCUUCACUGCAAGCAAAACAUUGAGGAAUUUCAUGUUGAAGUUGACAAACUCAGAGAUGCCAUGGAAAUACUCCAGGAAAAGGUCAAUCAAGCCGAAAACAAUGGUGAAGUCGUUGAGAAAAAUGUCUCCAAGUGGCUUGAUAAAGUGCACACCAAAUUGGCGACCAUGGAAGAAGUCAGCAACAGAUUACAACAAGGCACAGAAGAUCUUAAGUGUGUUGAUGUAUGCUCACGCUACCGGUUGGGAAAGGAAGGAAAAAAGAAGAAGAAUAUUGUAACCAAGCUUAUGGAGGAGGGAAAAUUUGACACUGUUGCACAUCGACCUCCUCUAACUGGUAUUUGGCGCUCAAACAGCAUGAAGUACGAGUGUUUUGAAUCCAGAGAGACGGUUUUUAAGCAGAUCAUGGAGGCACUAAAAGAUGAUAGCAAUUACAAGAUUGGGAUACACGGAAUGCCGGGAGUUGGAAAAACGAGAAUGAUGAAAGAAGUUGCCCGACAAGCUGAAAAUGAUAAGCUCUUUGAUGAGAUUGUUCAAGUAGUUGUCACCCAGAAACCAAAUUUAAAAGAAAUUCAACAAAAACUUGCGGAAGUUUUGAAUCAAAAAUUAGAAGAAGACACUGUAGAUGCAAGAAAGGGGCGGCUACACUGUAGACUGAAAAAUGGUAAAAAGAUCCUUGUACUGGUGGAUGACAUUUGGGAUGAUCAAAUUAAGUUGGAGGACAUUGGAAUUCCAGCUACAAAUGAUCAUUUCAGGGGUUGCAAGAUUUUGUUAACCUCUCGGAGUAGAGAUGUGUGCAAAGAGAUGGGUGUUCAGGAAAAAGAUAACUUUCAAAUUGGAGUCUUAUUGGAAGUUGAAGCAUGGUCCCUAUUUAAGAAGAAGGUGGGAGAUUCUUUUGAAACUCAUGAAAUGCGAUCUAUAGCGGAAGAAGUGUGUAGAGAAUGUGCAUGUUUGCCAUUGGCAAUACUUGCAGUUGGUGGAGCACUACAGAAUAAGAGUAAGCAGAUAUGGAAAGAUGCACUAACACAACUAAGAAAUUGUAGGGCAGAUAACAUUGGUGGAUUGCAGGGAAAACUCUAUUCACGCAUAGAGUUGAGCUACAACUAUCUGGAGUCUGUUGAUGCAAAGUCAAUUUUUUUGCUUUGUUGUUUGUUCGGAGAAGAUGCUGAGAUUUUCAUUGAUGAUUUGGUGAUGCAUGGCGUUGGAUUGAGACUUCUCCGAGGCGUGGAUACAAUGGAAGAAGCAAGGAAUAGAGUUCAUGCAAUCGUCGAUACCCUAAAGAUAUCUUCUUUGUUGUUAGAAGGUGGAAGUGAAAACUUCGUGAAAAUGUAUGAUAUCAUUCGAGAUGUUGCCAUUUCGAUUGCAUCAAAAGGGGAAGAUGCCAUGUUUCUAGUGAAAGCCGGUGUUGACAAGUGGCCGGACGAUGAUGAAUACAAAAGAUGCAGAGCAACCUCAUUACGGUUGAACAAGGAUUGUGUGCUUCCCAGUGAUUUAGAAUACCCAAAUGUUGAGUUACUGCCCAUCAAUGAGCUCCUGUCUAAGUCUUUAAUCAGAUUUCAAAUAUCCAUUGGCCAGAAGUUUAGUGUUUUUGACUUUGGUUCCGGAAAUAAUUCGGCGACAGGGAUAUUGAAACUAAUGGGAAUUCCUUUGAAGAGGGAGCUUCACAUUUUGAUGGAGAAAGCUGAAGUGCUCCAUUUACAAAAACUGGAAAUUUUAAAGAAUGUGAGUCAAGACACAGAUGGAGAGGGGUUUCUAGACUUGAAGUAUGUUGGAGUUAGGGAUUGUAAGGGGAUAGAACAUUUAUUUGGCAGACCAAAUUGGAAUUCACAGACCAUCAGAUCAGGUGUGUCUUGUUCUUUUAGUAAAUUAAGUAUUUUAGAAGUAAUAAACUGUCCAUCGAGAUAUCUGUUCUCCGCAGCCGCAGCAAGAGGCCUUCUGCAACUCCAAGAAUUAAGUAUAAGUAAGUGUGAAAUCUUGGAAGAAAUAGUUGGAGAUGAAAUCAUGGAUACAGUUACUUUUCGUCAAUUAAAGAAAAUGGAGUUGUGGGGUCUACCAAAACUGAGAAGCUUCAAUGCCAAUACGAAGAAGACGUCAGCUGAAGAAUGCAAUGUUUCCGGCCUUGCACAACUCUUUAAUGAUAAGGUUAGGUUCCCAGCUUUGGAGGAAUUGGAGAUUAAAAAUUUGGAAAGCCUCACGGCGAUAUGGAACAACCAAUUAUUCCCAAGUCCGGAAGCAAAAGAUUCCUUCCGGCAGCUGAGGCUCAUUCAAGUGUACAAGUGUGAGAAGCUAGUAAAUGUCAUUCCACCCAAUGUACUCCCGUUGUUACAGAACCUUGAAAGUCUCAAAGUUGAUUCAUGUGAUUCAAUUGUAUCUGGAGUUGAAGUGGUUGCAGUUGAAGAAGGUACUGAUGAGAUCACCAUGUUUCCUCGAUUAAAGACUAUGACAGUUGUAAACUUACGAAACCUCAUUAGUUUCUUCUGCAGUGGAGGAUCCAAAGAAGAAGCCAGUGAAAAGUUCCUUGUGUUCCCUCAAUUAAACAAAAUGAAACUUUUUAGGUUGCCAAAAUUCAGUAGUUUCUGCUGCUUCAAAAAUGAAAAUGAAAGCAUACUAAAGGAAAAUUUUCCCCAACGACAAGCUCUCUUCGACCACAAGGUUAAAUUUCCUUGCUUGGAGAAGUUGUUUAUUGAGGGAAUGAACAACUAUAGGUGUCUCAAGCUAUUAAAUGUUGCUUCAACACAAUCACUUACAAGUUUCCAGAACCUAAAAGAGCUCCGUGUGAAAGAGUGCGACUCCCUGCAAGAGGUAUUUAAAGUUGAAGGGUCAAAGGGAGCAGAAGGAACGGUUGCAAGCGAUAAAGCUAUGGGAAAAGAAGUGGAGAACAAUCUUGUGUUCCCUCGAUUAAAUGAAGUGGUCUUUGAAGACCUACCGUCCCUGACAAGCUUUUGUGGGAGGAAUUGCAUUUCUGAAUUGCCAUCCGGAAUAAGAAUAACAAUAGAAUGUUGUCCCAAAUUGAAGAUGUUUCCUUGCCGAUACCUGAACAGUAGUGAACCAUUGCGGAACCUGAAUAUUCUGGAGAUAAAUACAGUGGAUGCCCCCAUACAAACAUUGCCAAAUGAAAUGGUUGAAUUUCCUAUCAUGGAUAGAUUGAUGCUCAGUGAUGAGAGCAUGUCCGAAGGUACUUGCCAUGUCCAUCCCUUUUGCAAAGUAAGAUCCCUGGAGACUUUCACAUUUGGAUACUUAAGCACACCGGAUAUACAAGUAACUAGUGGUUCAACGUCAAGUCGUGUAAGUGACCUUAAUAAUUAUGUGCAGCAAUCUGCCAAAGGAAAGGAACUAGCGGUGGAGGAUAAUGAUGAAGAUGAAGAUGAAAUUCUGCUAAAUCAGUAA
Cornus florida is the source of this 3474-nucleotide messenger RNA. RefSeq names its product putative disease resistance protein At5g05400. Lineage: Eukaryota; Viridiplantae; Streptophyta; Magnoliopsida; Cornales; Cornaceae. The coding region runs from base 1 to 3474 and encodes 1157 amino acids. The record is from RefSeq and is a predicted model, not a curated record. Gene Ontology annotation, molecular function: ADP binding. The transcript is spliced from 6 exons.